AUGUUGUCGACCGUGUUGUCAAUUCUCGUAUUCCAUACCUGUGGUGUCCUUAUAACAACUACAUGGGCUGACGAUUGCUUCAGUUACCAGGAUGACAGCGGCACCUAUCACGAUAGUCGCCAGUGUAGUAGCAUGCAUUGCUGUGGAACCUGCAACAACAGAUACUGUUGCCCAGAAAAGACCAGGCUGCUCACUCAAGAGCUCUGCAAUGUCAUGCCUCGCUUUGAGAAGCAUACAAGCUCUGUGAUCAUUUUAGGCAGCAUCCUCGGCGCUGUCAUCCCCAUUAUCUUCUGCGUGGGUCUCAUCACCUGCUUUGUGGCUCCUUGCUGCUUUCUGUACAAAAAGUGCAGGAAACGACGCGACUCACAUCGACGUCAAAAUGUGACAUCCACCUUUGUUGUUGCACCCCAUCAACCAGCCACGACGCCUCACCAGCCACCGUUCCAACCUGGCUAUCAGCCCGUGCCAGUACCGCCUCAUUACGGAGGACCUGCCAUGCCCUCAGCACCAAUGGGGCCACCUCCAUACACGGAAGAAGCUCCUCCAGCGUAUCCUCCCGGUGUUCUACCGUCAGAUCAACAUACACAACCUCCCUACAACCCUUCCUAUGGUUUCCACAACUAA
Molecule: messenger RNA, 624 nt
Organism: Nerophis lumbriciformis (worm pipefish)
Lineage: Eukaryota; Metazoa; Chordata; Actinopteri; Syngnathiformes; Syngnathidae
Source: RefSeq, a predicted model, not a curated record